Anoplopoma fimbria (sablefish) is the source of this 6589-nucleotide messenger RNA. It is a transcript of the gene ghra, whose product is annotated as growth hormone receptor a. The coding region runs from base 256 to 2172 and encodes 638 amino acids. NCBI's taxonomy places the organism in Eukaryota, Metazoa, Chordata, Actinopteri, Perciformes, Anoplopomatidae. Gene Ontology annotation, cellular component: external side of plasma membrane; membrane. The transcript is spliced from 10 exons. The record is from RefSeq and is a predicted model, not a curated record. Gene Ontology annotation, biological process: cytokine-mediated signaling pathway. Gene Ontology annotation, molecular function: protein binding; cytokine receptor activity.
UGAUGGACUGAGUUGCAGAUAAGACAAAAAAAUCUUCACGGCGAAAGCGACACAGAGCCGAUAAUUCAAAAAUCGGAUGAUGUGAAAACACCGAUCGCAGAGAUCUGACUGGGCCGAGCGGGCUGAAGUGAAGAAGCAGGACUUUUCUUCUUGCUUCUUGUUACUCACGCUGGCCAUCAGAUGACCAAGUUCUGAAAAGUCGAUCCGCGCUGUCUUUGCGGGGUUUCAGCUCCAGACUUCGAAAUAAGUAACAUCAUGGCUGUCUUGUCCUCCUCCUCCAAUCUCCUGCUCCUUCUCCUGAUGUCCUCCCUGGAUUGGCUGUCCACUCCAGGAUUUGCGUUGCUCAUGGGCCACCAGCGUGUGACGUCACCAGCUCCUCUUGAACCUCAUAUCACAGAGUGCAUAUCGAGGGACCAGGCGACAUUCCAAUGUUGGUGGAGUCAAGGCAACUACCACAACCUGUCCUCCCCUGGAGCGCUCAGACUCUUCUACAUUAAAAAAGACUCGCCCACCAGUGAAUGGAAAGAGUGUCCAGAGUAUGUUCAUUCAAAUCGGAUGUGCUUCUUCGAUGUCACACACACGUCCGUUUGGAUCGCCUACUGCAUGCAACUUCGCAGCCAAGAAAACAUCACCUAUUUCAAUGAAGAAGACUGUUUUACUGUGGAGAAUAUCGUACGUCCUGACCCACCAGUGUCUCUCAACUGGACCCUGCUCAGUAUAAGUCUCUCCGGGCUAAACUAUGAUGUCAUGGUCAACUGGGAGCCACCGCCCUCUGCAGACGUCGGGGCAGGCUGGAUGCGCAUUGAGUACGAGAUCCAGUACAGAGCGAGAAAUACCACAAAAUGGGAAGCAUUGGAGAUGCAGCCGCAAACCCAGCAGACAAUCUUUGGUCUGCACAUAGGAAAAGAGUACGAAGUGCACAUCCGCUGCAGGAUGCAGGCCUUCACGAAGUUUGGAGAGUUCAGCGACUCCAUCUUCAUUCAUGUGACGGAAGUUCCCAACAAAGACUCUACUUUCCCGCUAACCUUGGUUCUCGCUUUUGUGGGGAUUGUGGGCAUCCUCAUACUCAUCAUGCUCAUUGUCGUCUCUCAGCAGCACAGAUUGAUGGUGAUUCUGUUGCCACCGGUUCCUGCACCCAAAAUUAAAGGCAUCGAUCCAGAGAUGCUAAAGAAAGGGAAGCUGAACGAGCUGAAUUUUAUCCCGAGUGGUGGUAUGGGAGGCAUGCCCACUUAUGCAGCCGAUUUCUACCAAGACGAGCCAUGGGUAGAGUUCAUCGAGGUGGAUGCUGAGGAUGCAGACACUGGGGAGAAGGAGGAAAACCAGGGCUCAGACACCCAGAGGCUUCUGGACCUGCCCCAACCCGUCAGCCACCACAUGAACAUUGGGUUCUCCAAUGCCGUCAGCUACCCUGAUGAUGACUCAGGCCGGGCCAGCUGUUACGACCCAGAUCUGCCCGACCAAGACACCCUAAUGCUGAUGGCCACCCUGCUGCCUGGCCAACCCGAGGACCGCGAAGCCUCCCUUGAUGUCGUGAAAAAAGGCCCGGCUCCAGAGAGAGGCGAGAGGCCCCUCGUCCAGACCCAAACCGGAGGGCCCCAGACUUGGGUCAACACAGACUUUUAUGCCCAAGUCAGCAAUGUGAUGCCCUCCGGGGGCGUUGUGCUGUCUCCUGGCCAGCAACUCAGGAUCCAGGAGAGCACCUCGGGCGCAGAGGAGGAGACCCAAAAGAAGGGAAAAGAGCACAAAGGCGACGAGGACAGUGAGGAAGACAAGGUGAAAGAGCUGCAGUUUCAGCUGCUGGUAGUGGAUCCCGAAGGAGGCAGCUACACCACAGAGAGCAACGCCCGGCAGAUCGGCACUCCCCCCAGCUCCACCAUACCUGGUGAGGGUUAUCAAACCAUACACCCUCAGCCAGCGGAGACCAAACCUGCAGCCACAGCGGAGGACAACCAAUCCCCUUACAUUCUCCCUGACUCCCCCCAAUCCCAGUUAUUUGCCCCAGUUGCAGACUACACAGUGGUACAGGAGGUGGACAGUCAGCACAGUCUGCUCCUCAACCCGCCUCCCCGCCAGUCUCCCCCUCCCUGCCUGCCACAGCACCCGCUCAAAGCCCUACCUGCCAUGCCAGUGGGGUACAUCACCCCAGACCUGCUGGGGAACCUGUCUCCGUGAAAAUGACAAUGCCAUUUGGCCUUUUUUAAGUGUAAGAAUGAUUGACUAGGACAUCCCCUGCAGUCACAAGAGCCUGUUUCUACCUGAUUCCUGCUGGAAACCAAAUAACUCGCAGCCCACAGUGUGGAUGUUUGAGUACAGGUGUUUGUUUUCAAAGGGUGCUGAAAGAGAGACGGGAAAAACUACCAAGCUGUGGACUCUUUUGCAUCCGCUACGUCAAUUAAUUUGGUGCAAGAGCAAACACCCACAAACCAAAUUCACACUUUGCUCCAUUUCUUUGACACACGCAGAUAAAAGGCCGAGAUUGUGAUUGUAACAAGUCAAAAAAGCGUUCGCUCACUGGAUCGCAUUACACCUCUGGCUAAUAAUGUAAAGAGCAAUGGCAUUGUUGAAGUCUUAAAUCUUACAGACAGAUGUCAGUAUGUGAUUUAUCAGGAGGAGACAAGCACAUUCUAGCCAUGUUUUUUCGCACCGCACCGAGAAGAAGCCGCCGUUGAUACCUCUUGCUGGCAGAGAUGCUUCGCCGCUCAAUUGUGGCUUAUUUUGUAUUAUUGUCUCGUCGUGUCAUCUUGUCAGUAGUUAAAGGAGAAUUCCGCCCUAAAAUACGGUCGAAAUACUAUGCAGUUUAACCUUGCAUUCCUGGCUUCAUUUUGUUUAAUGGUGUUCAUGUUUUCAUGACAACGUGGCCAAAUUUAGAUUAUAUGAUGUCAAGAUAUUUUUUCUCUAUUUUUCUACAGUCACAAUAGAGUUUAAUAGGAGAAAUACUUUCAACAACUAAAAAAAAGAGAUGAUUGAGAGAUGAGUCACUGGGACAAAACUAUUUAAUCUAUUUCCUUCCUUGGGGGAUAUUUAAUGAAGGAAAUCACUAUUUUAGGUAGAAGUAGAGGUGACAAAUAAAAGGGAAAAUGCAUUGAAUAUAACAGACUGAUUAUACAUGUCCCAGCAUGGAAUCACUCAUUCCAUUUUAUUCUGCAAGAACAUAUCCCUUACAGUGCUGAAUAGUCAUACUUAAAGAUGAAUUUUACAGAUUCAUUCACCGCUCAGUGCAAACAGUGCUGCAGUACACCGAGCACCACCAAGUGCCUUGCUCGAGGGCCCAUUGAUACAGUUAUUAAUUAGAAGGGAAGAGACACAGACACGCCUGUUGUUGCAUUUCAUCCUGUGACAGCAGCCACCUCUAAAAACCAGCAGCCACUCAUAGACACUUGAUUGAAACCUCAAUGAGGGAGCUCUCUCCCUGGGAGUUGUAUUCUUCUCAUGUUGCAUCGCUAUUGCAGGGACAGCAACUGGAACAAGUUGGAAAGACUGUGAAAGUAUGUAAUAGCUGAAGUAAGCUAACAUUUUUAUACGUAUUAUCUGCCGAGUACACGGCUUAACAACCUGUGCCUAUUGAUAGUGUUAUUAGUUUGCCAUUUAUGUGCUAUGGCGUGCUUACGUUAUUAGGAAUUUUGCAUUUAUGCAUUAUUGUACUAUGUGUAGGUGAAUUGGUGUAAAGUCUCUACCAAACUAAAAACCUGCACAUGCACUAACACAGCACACACACACACACACUACAUAAAAACAUUUGCCUUAGUCAUAAACACGAUGAGCUGAAUUCUGUCAAAGCCAAUAGUUUUAUGGGUUAAAGGCGGUUAAACCAUAAUUUGCUAAUUUGCGUUCACGCUCGUAAAACUGACCACAAUUUUUCAAACCAGAAAUGUUGGUCAGGGCUGGUGUUGACAGACUUUGAGUUCCAAGUUCUGGAUUGAUAGAGAGACAACUACAUAGAUAGAGAGUUUGUAUUUUUGCCAGAAAACCUUAAUAUGUGUGUAAUUAUGUAUCGAUUACUUUGCCCCCUCAUACCUUUCUUAGAACAACCAAAAUUAAGGACAAAAACGUGGGCAGAAUCUGUUGCUUAAUCAAUUAUUUAGUCACAUUAGAUUGUAGUGUAAGCUGCCCUUGGUUCAUUGACAAUGCAAGCAUUUUUUAUAAUAGCCUGUGUAGGUGAGUGGGGUAGCAGGGAUCACACCUUUUGUCAAGGUUCUCCUCGUAUACGUUGUCAUUCUCAUCAUAAAGACUUUGACAUUAUGCCAACGACAAACACAGCAGCAUAGCAUAAUGUACACAACAAGCUAUCAAAGCUUCGGCUUAUAAAGGUUUCCUGAUGGUUUUGUGAUGGAACAAAUGCAACGAAUUUCCAUUACGGCAAAUCUAUGAAUGAAUUGGAAGGAUUGUUUUUGAAUAACAUCAAGGCAGCCUCCAAAUGAGCACAUCACAUCGCAACAAAACAUACUUGCCUUUGAAUCAUGUCGCCCUGGAUUCAUCCUUGAGAUAAGCUGGAUAAGCAGAUAGAAUAGGUAUUUUGUAUCGGACAAUCCCAUGAUGAAGAGAGACAAAGCAAGAGCAAUCAAAUUACUUUAUUUUUAUUUUUUUUAUACUGUGAAUGUUAUAGAUAUGUGCCAAUUCUCACUUUUUGUCCCUCUGUCUGUGUUCUGUUGUUGCUGCCUUGUGCUGAUGAUACCAGCAAGUCAAAGCUGUUGCAGAAAUGUCUUAAUAUAUUCACUAGUGCUGUAAAAUUACAAGUAUAUAUAUAUAUAUAUAUAUAUACAUAUAUGUGUGUGUAUAUAUAUAUAUAUAUUUUUACGUCAUUAUUGUUACUAAUCCCAAUAUAUUGCUGCUCGGUACAUGUAUUUUUCUUGCAUUUAGCCUUACUGCGGUUGGGAUGGGGUGAUUCAAGAGAAUGCAACGAGAAAGAGAAUCACUGUGUCGUGUGGACGUUUGCAGAUAACAAACUGCAAAUUGGAUGAUGCUGAUAUCUGAAAAUGGCCUGCUGCCCGGGAGAAAUGGGGAGGUAUGAUUUGGUUCAGCUAUCUGUUCCAUUAUCAGUAGCAACAGUAGGACAGUUUUGCCCCAAAGUCAAGAUGUAAUACAGUCCAGCCUAAAGAUGUUCAUCCAACUUUCAGUAUCUACACCCAUCGAGAGAUCCUAACUAGGCUCUCAGUGUACAUGAAGGACGAUCAGAUAAUGGUAAAAAAGAAAUAAGCACCACUAAGGUUGGGUUUCAGUUGUACAGUGGUGAUUGUGAAUGUGUGCAAACUGGAAUAUGCAACGUAAUCACGACAUUGAGGAAAAUUUGUAAAAACAAGAAAAAGUUAAAUCACUGAAAGCGUUUUUUGUAAAGGUUACAGAGAGGAAGAGAAAUGGGGAGGUUUUUUUUUUUUUUUUUUUUCAAGCUUACUGUACAGGUGUUUACUACAUUGUGUCUGCGAAGGUUUUUGCCAGUACGCAAUGAGCUCUUUGUUAACCUAGUGUAAUAGUUUGCAAUUGUUAUUUCAAGCUUAUAAAUGUUACAGACACUUUAGAGCAAGCACUUUGUACACACACACACACACAUAUAUAUACAUAUAUGAUGUUAAAAAUAGUAUUCAGAUUUUGUAUGACUUACCUGUUUUUUUAAAACAGCAUUAUGUUUUUAUUCAGCACAAUAAUCAGACAAUGAGGAACCUUCGAUAAGCUUUGUGUCCAACACAGUUAAUGGGACAUAUUUUACACUACCAGAUUGAUUGAAUGAUGUACUGUAAUGGAGUAUUUAAUGUUUGCUAUAAGAUUUAUGGAUACGUAGAGCAGAUAGAUAUAGUAUUUUAUGAAGUCAUAUCAAAAUAUAGGAAACAGUGAAAUAGUUACAUUGUAAAGUUACACUAUUGCAGUUGUCUGACUCUGUGAUUUAUGCAUUUCAUUAUUAUCAAAGUGCAUUUGAAGGGGCUACAGUGUUCUAUUUUGGCCUCCAAACUUUUUUUUUUUUUUUUUUUUUUUUUUUUUUGAAGGUUGGUUUUUGUCACUCUGUGAAAGCCUGGAAGAAAUCUUGAGUGCUGGAAUUUGUGCUGGUUGUUGAGCGUUGGGCCAGACAUUUUUCAGGUUGUUGGUGAAAUAGUUUAAUUGUUGACUUGAGUGCAGCGGCUGGCUUUUUUAAUGACAAUGUUCAGUGGCUCCUCUCUGUGAUUCUACCCGUGUGUUAUUUAUUGGUGUGCUUAGAGCCCUCAGAUCACCCCACCACCUCAUCCGACCACAGCGGAUGGGGCGCCGUGAGUAAUGUGUGCGCUGUUAUUCUCCGACGUGUGUCAUCCAGGCUCGUUAAACUGGAAAUAUUCUCCUUGUCAGAGUUUGGAAACAGCUGCAUUGCGGUGGCAAGUGUGGGAAAACUCAACACCAUAAUUUAUCAGCUUGGAUCGGCUUCAUUAAUUGCCUCAUAGUUCCAGACCCCGUUGACCUUGGAGCCACUGUCCUUGUCUGUUGCCUGCGGUUUAUCUCGAGACCGAGAACUGUGUUGAUCUUUGAUGAUUUAUAUUCUCUAUUGUUACCCGUUGAGCCUUUCUGGUGUUGUAUGUGUGAUCAAUGAGCUUUCAACAAGUUACACAAUAAAUGUAUAUACAGCAUCUUA